Messenger RNA from Miscanthus lutarioriparius, 366 nucleotides. The record is from the annotation of a GenBank genome assembly. Lineage: Eukaryota; Viridiplantae; Streptophyta; Magnoliopsida; Poales; Poaceae.
AUGCCGCCCAGCAACAAGCCGUACCAUGUUUCCACCAAGAGGUCGCCGGCAGUCGUCGUCCUUGGUGUAAUUUUGCUGCUGCUUGUUGUGGUCUGCAGCGACGACGGCAGCGGCGGCGGCCUUGUCUUCCUGCUGGCAGCUGCUUCAGAAGGCGAAUCCGGAAGCAGCGGCCAUAAUGAUCCCAAAGGAUCCGGUCCUCCGACACACCCCGACUUCAUCGGGCGUGAUCGUGCCAAGGGAACCGGUCCUCCGACACCCCACUCUGACUCUACCGACAACCUGAAGCAGCGCGCUCAUUAUUUUGGAAUAGGGCCCUUAAUUAUUGGUAACUGCGCCGUAGGGAAGGAUUGCCGGAUUCAUCACUGA